This is a messenger RNA of Eruca vesicaria subsp. sativa (arugula), 1403 nucleotides long. The record is from the annotation of a GenBank genome assembly. Lineage: Eukaryota; Viridiplantae; Streptophyta; Magnoliopsida; Brassicales; Brassicaceae.
CUUUCUUUGAUACUCUUCAAACCAAAGCAAACAAAACAAACCAUAACAUCAAAAGAGUUUGUUUCUUAUAAAAAUAUAUAAACAAUCCUUUGGUUAUGGUUUGAUUCUUGGUCGCCAUCUCUUGCCCAACUUCACCUUCCCUGACAUAAACACAACACCUUCCUAAUCUUUCUUUCUUAUAACCCUCUUUUCUUGUUCCUUGUCUUCUCAAUCUUUUAACUUAUUUUAGAAACAUAUUCUCCCACUAAAAUUUAUUUCAUUUCAGACAAAAGCUGCUAUUGAGUAGUUUCCUUUUAUGGAAUAGAUUCCUUCUUUUUGGGAAAUCGUGGAGUUCGUGUACGGAGCUGAGUUUACCUUUUUUGGUGGUUGCAAAUAAGGUCUAAAUAGAUAUCAAAGGCUUUGGAAUGGAUACUAUUUACUCUGUUCAACCUGAACCAUCUUCCAAUAUUAUCUCCAUCACUAUUUCAUCAUCUUCUUCCUUGAGUACCACGCCACCACGAGGUGACAACACUGAUUCUUCUGCCUCUGUUCAAGAGAGGUCCUUCUACUUAAGGUUCGCUAUGAGGGUCUCUAGAGCUAGAUGGUUUAUAUUCUUGAGGAGAGUGUUCCACUAUCAAAACGGAUCAAGAUCAGAUCUCGGCUCCAAUCCUUUCAACUCCACCACGUGGAUGAUGUCUGAGCUUAUAGCUCUGCUUGUUCAGCUUACUGUGAUAACACUCACACUAGCUAUCUCAAAAGAAGAGAGACCUAUUUGGCCAGUGAGGUUAUGGAUCACAGGUUAUGAUGUGGGAUGUCUCCUCAGUCUCAUGCUGUUAUAUGGUCGGUUUCGCUACCAAGGAAACAUGUUUGUCCUCAGUGAUAUUGAGCAGCAACAUAGAGGCAGAGAAGAAAACAGGAGCUCUCAUUUGAUGAACAGAUGCAGAACGUCUCUAGAGCUUUUCUUUGCGAUUUGGUUUGUGAUUGGGAACGUUUGGGUGUUUGAUUCUAGAUUUGGUUCUUUCAACCAUGCUCCCAAGCUUCACUCCCUAUGUGUUUCUCUUCUAGCUUGGAACGCUCUGUGCUACUCUUUUCCCUUUAUUCUCUUCUUGUUCCUUUGUUGCCUUGUGCCUCUCGUUAGUAGUCUCCUUGGAUACAACAUGAACAUGGGAUCUUCAGACAGAGGAGCAUCUGAUGACCAAAUCUCUAGUCUCCCUAGCUGGAAGCACAAACGAAUCGAUGACCAUGGUUCUGAUUCAGCUCCUAAAACUGAUGAUCCUGAGUGUUGUAUAUGUUUGGCAAAGUAUAAAGACAAGGAAGAAAUAAGGAAGCUUCCAUGUUCACAUAAGUUUCACCUAAAGUGUGUAGAUCAAUGGCUUCGUAUCAUCUCUUGUUGCCCUCUCUGCAAACAAGAUCUUUCCAGAUGA